CUGCAAGCAGGUCGCACAGACCAUGUGAAUUCAAGUGCCAUUAACUAUGAAAAUGGAGCGUCAAUCAAAAAUAAGUAAAAAAGGCGAAAUAAACGCAGCAUAAACAAAGCCAAAGGCCCAAGCCAAACCCCCCACCCACCACUCCCCCCACAAAGCAAUUAAACUGCUGCCAAACAAAAAAUAUGUCCAACGAUGUGCAAAUUGCCCGCGUUUCCCGGAUUGGCUCCGAUGUGGCUCGCAGACAGGGCAAGCAACAGGGCAAUCAUCACCAUCAUCAUCAGCAGCAGCAGAGGGAUACCAACAUAAUGGGCAUAUCAAAGGGUGUCAGCGGAGGCGUCAUUGACGAUGACAUUGAAUUUGUUUUUGGCAGCAUUUCACCACGCGGCGGCGGCGGCAUCAAUCUGGGCAAUCAGCCCAAGCAUGUCGUAGGCUCCUACGAGAUGGACUCACCAGAGCACACGCAGCGCGACACAACAGAAAGCGACAACAACAUUUCCAGCUGCUCAACGCUCGACAUUGUCAACAAAGUUGAACAGUUGUCUGUGCAGCAGCUGGAGAAUCGGGUGCGUGAGCUGACCCAGCGCCUGCAACAGGCUGACCGCCAAUUGGCGGAGAGCAAUGUGGAGCGGGAAAUGUGCCACAAGCGCUUGGAGGUGGUGAGCCAGGCUCAUGAGUGCCGCCUCACCGAGAUGCACUGCGUGAUCGCGGAGUUGAGUAAGAAAUUACGCAGCAAACAAGAGCAUAUCAUUAUGGAGGAGCAAGAGCCGGAGGGCGAGGGCAGUGAGGUCAGUUAUCAGGAGGGUUCCAUUUAUAACUCGGAAUUGAAUCUAACCAAUGCGGAUGCAGACGAGGGCGAGUGUCAAACUGAUGCUCUCGAUGAUUUCGAAGGUGCCUGUUCCAGUGCAGAGAAUUUACAUAUUAAACCCCCAGAUGCCAUCAGUAAGGGGCAGUUAGAUGCUUUGCAGGAGGAGGUGCUUCACUUGCGGGCACAAAUUGCGCUGCUGCAGGCUGAGAUUGCCACAAAGGACAAGGACUCGGCCGUCGUGGAGGAUCAAAUCUAUUUUUCCUGCGAACUGGAGGCCAACGAAAAUGGCAACAGCUGUGAUCAGCAACUCAACGACUUGAAUGCCUGCGUUUCGCUAACCAGUCCCCAGAAGUGCGUGAAAAUGGCCGAGAGAGUUAAGUUGCGCUGCGCCAGCAAGAAUGAGCCACAAGUGGAAGCAACGCAUGAUGACGAUUGCCACACGGAACUAAGCAAUGAGGACAUCAACUUAGUUGAGCAUUUAGUGUGCAAGCAAAGCUCGCUGAUGGAAGGCUUUAUGGCACCGCUGCAGCUAGAGUUGGAGCGACUGCAGCGCAAAAUGGAGCAACUGAAGAUGCGCAACACACUAUUGUCGCUCACCCUCGACGAAUCCAAGGAGCACACCGAGCAUCUCUAUCUACUGUGUGGCAAAUACGAGUCAAAUGCUGUUGCUCUCCAAUUGGCGCUCAACUGCAGCGAUCGCGCCAUUGAAGCCUAUGAUGUGAUGUUAGCCUUGCUGGAGAGCAGGUUGGCUUUGCUAAGCGACAAGUCAGCCGCUGCUGAGGAAAGCCGUCGUGCCGUGGAAACGGUGGCACAUCAUCUCCUGGCGCGACUGGAGACAGAGAAGAAUCUGUGCGAGAAUAGCUUGGGACCCUGGCAGCAUAACAUUAAUUUAGGUGUCGAGGAUGCGCCAAAGUCGACACGCCACUGGAGCAGCGAUGACGAUAAUCGUCUGCGUUAUCACGUGUCCAAGCUGAAGGGCAGACGCUCCGUUGUGCAGCACACCAUAGUCAGUCUGGAGUCGCCGUUCAGCGAUGUCUUCGAAAAGAAACGUUUAGCCCUCGAGAAGGAUCAGGAGUUGCGCAAGCACGACAAGGAAAAGAAAUCACCCAUCGACCUGGAGACAGCAGUCAUUAUGCAGGAGAUGCUUGAGUUGCGUGACCAGAAUCAACAGCUCAAGGCCAAAAAGGAGGAGGCCGAACGCGAACAGCAAUAUGCCAAUGAGCGUGUCAGCAUUCUCCAUGAGGCCCUCAAGCAGCUGCAGGCCACCAAUCGGGUCUCCUACUCGGAGGCCGAGCAUGCGGCACUCACCGAACAACAGCUGGUCGAGGCACUGAGUCGAGAAACGGAGCUAAAGAGUCGCAUUCAAACGCUGCUCAACAUGAAUGCCAGUCAAAAGGCCACGGACGAGAAGUGCGAGCAAAUGCAUCUCAAUUUGAGGGAAUUGCAAAAAUCAAAUCACAAUCUGGUCCAGAUGCUGGAGCAGAGCAAGCGCAAGUAUCAAUUGCGUAUUAAAAAGAUGGAGCAAAGAAUUGGCGACAUGAUGCUGGAGCAGGAGCAACAACAACAGCAACAACGUCGUCACCAGUUGCACCAUACUGAUCAUGUUCCUGAGACGACGCUGUAGAAUGUAGGAUUAGAUGAUCUAUGCUGGUUGCUUGCGACGGGGCGGAGUAGCGCACAUGCAUGCCACAUAUCCUGCUAUAUCACUAAAUGGCUCCACUCCUCAUAUCGCGUUCUCCCCUCCUGCUGCUACUGCUGCUGCUGCCGCCGCCACCACCUGCUCCCACCGCAAUGUGUAGCUCACGUAUCCGCUCCGCUCCGGUCCGUGCGAGAACUAGCCAUAGAUAACCAUAGAGUAUCACGAAUGUGCCAUACGACGACUCACUAGGCAGCGAAUGAAGCUGUGCUAACUACAAUUACAUAUAUAUUAUAAUAUUCAUAUACAUAACAUAUACGAUUUAAUGAUCUAGAUCCUAGA
Molecule: messenger RNA, 2783 nt
Organism: Drosophila grimshawi
Lineage: Eukaryota; Metazoa; Arthropoda; Insecta; Diptera; Drosophilidae
Product: colorectal mutant cancer protein
Exons: 7
Coding region: 183-2429 (748 amino acids)
Source: RefSeq, a predicted model, not a curated record